Molecule: messenger RNA, 1104 nt
Organism: Phytophthora nicotianae INRA-310
Lineage: Eukaryota; Oomycota; Peronosporomycetes; Peronosporales; Peronosporaceae
Exons: 3
Coding region: 1-1104 (367 amino acids)
Molecular function (GO): metal ion binding; acid phosphatase activity
Source: RefSeq, a predicted model, not a curated record
AUGCUGCGCGAUCAUGGAGCUAAGUACACGCUUGUGGCGGACGACGAUGCGCCCACUGAGACGAUGGGUACACAUCGCCGUCUAGCCAAGCGCAUGGCCGUCCUCGUAGCCGUCGCGCUGUGCGGUGUCGCAGCUGCCGUCACGCUCUUGAUCGCCUUGAAGCGAGACGUUGUGCUCACUCCGCUGAGCGAGGAGUCGAAGGGGUUUAAGUUGAAGACGUACCCUCCAUUGGUGGAGGAUGGCGGUGAUCUCGUUGUGUCUUGGGAGGGGGAAGCGUCCUCUACUUUAACCAGUAGAGACUACUUGACACUGAGUUGUGGCCCCACGACCGGGGAUGGAGACUACUUAAUGAAAAAAGGUGUGAAGGAGACGGACGCCAAUGAUCAUUCCGUCCGCUUCUCGGAGCUUUAUAUGAUGAGAUGCAACUACACAGCUGUGUAUUUUAACUAUGACGAGAAGACUGACAAGUUCAAGCCCAUUGCCAAGGUGGAGGCAGGCAUGAAGGAGCCGUUCGAUACACCAAAGCACGGUCACUUGAGUCUGACGGACGAUGAGACGGCUAUGGCUAUUUUGUUCAAUUCGGGAUCCUCGAAGACACCCAUGGUUAAGUAUGGGGAGAACCCGCAGGACCUGAAGUUCCAUGCGACGGGGACGACGACGACCUACGGAGCCGAUGACUUAUGCCACGAGCCGGCGAAUGUUCUGGGACAGCGAGCGUUCCGGGAUCCUGGGUUCAUGCACACGGUUAUCAUGACGGACUUGAAGCCGGACACGUACUAUUACUACCAAUACGGCCACGAGGGACAUGCUCUGAGUCACGUGCGACGCUUCAAGUCGCGGCCUCCAAAGAGUACUAAGUACGCAAACUUUAUUGCGUAUGCCGAUAUGGGCGCGUACGUUGAGCCAGGCUCGGCGUCGACUGCUGGAAGAGUUUACGAGGAAGUGAUGGGAGGAGGAUACGAUUCCUUCUUGCUGCACUUCGGCGACAUCAGCUACGCUCGAUCGGUUGGAUACAUUUGGGACCAGUUCUUUCAUUUGAUCGAGCCCUACGCGACCAGAUUGUACGUGCAUUUAGACGUCAACGUUGAAGAUUAUGAGUGCUAA